Messenger RNA from Phaethon lepturus (White-tailed tropicbird), 733 nucleotides. RefSeq names its product polycomb protein SCMH1-like. Gene Ontology annotation, cellular component: nucleus. The record is from RefSeq and is a predicted model, not a curated record. The annotation marks the transcript as partial. The transcript has 6 exons. Gene Ontology annotation, biological process: regulation of DNA-templated transcription. NCBI's taxonomy places the organism in Eukaryota, Metazoa, Chordata, Aves, Phaethontiformes, Phaethontidae.
AUGCGGAAACCAGGCCCUCAAAAAGCCAUAGACUGGAAAGAUGGUAAAAAGCACAAGUAUGGCCGCACGUCAGAGUCUCCUUCCCAGUACCAAGGUCACUUCACCUGGGAGAAAUACCUGAAAGAGACAUGCGCCAUCCCAGCUCCUGCCCAUUGCUUCAAGCAGUCAUACACUCCGCCUGCAAAUGAAUUCAAGAUCAGUAUGAAACUAGAAGCCCAGGACCCCAGGAACACCACCUCCACUUGCAUUGCCACGGUUGUGGGCCUGACAGGCGCACGCCUCCGCCUGCGCCUUGAUGGCAGCGAUAACAAGAAUGACUUCUGGCGGCUGGUGGACUCUGCUGAAAUCCAGCCCAUAGGAAACUGUGAGAAGAAUGGAGGGAUGCUGCAGCCUCCACUGGGCUUUCGGCUGAAUGCCUCCUCUUGGCCCAUGUUCCUUUUGAAGACUCUGAAUGGAGCAGAGAUGGCUCCUGUCCGGAUUUUUCACAAGGAACCACCUUCUCCAUCCCAAAACUUCUUCAAGACAGGUAUGAAGCUGGAGGCAGUGGACAGGAAGAACCCUCACUUCAUCUGCCCGGCCACCAUUGGGGAGGUGAGAGGUUCUGAGGUCCUCAUAACAUUUGAUGGCUGGAGAGGUGCCUUCGAUUACUGGUGCCGAUAUGAUUCCCGGGACAUCUUUCCCGUAGGCUGGUGCUCGCUGACUGGAGAUAAUCUGCAGCCCCCUGGAACAAAAG